UCCCGAUGCAGAAUAAAGCUUUUAGGGUAAAUGUAACUGUUUUUAUACAUUUCAUGUGUAGAAUGCAACGAGGCUGAGAAGUAUCUCUCUGAAAGCUUACAACAUGGGUGUCCAAACCUGUCCUCAAGGGCCGCUGUGGGUCCUGGUUUUUUGUUCCUACCAAUCGAGCACAGACAGUUUAACCAAUGAAGUUUGUGCUAAAACAAGCAGCACCUGACUGCAAUCAACUGAAUACACUUAUGAGACACCAGAUUGGUAAAAAGAUGUCGUCUUGUUUUCUAGGAAUGAAAUCCAGCACCCACUGCGGCCUUAUGUGGAAUAGUUUUGACACCACUGGCAUAAGCAGACAGUCACAUCCCCUUACCCAAAAGAAAAAAAAAACAGCUUUCAAUCAAUGCUACCUUUUUGAUUCUGAAAUUUUUGAUGACAUUUCCAUGUGAUGGCAAAAACGGCAUGUUCGAUUGCAAUCAUUUGUCCUGCAUGUGUUCAUUUGGUGUGCAAGUACGUACACCCAGUUGGGAAACCUAAACAAACUAACUUAAUUCUCCCCUCCCUCCCUGUCUAGUGACUAUAAAAUAUUGCGCUGACUGCAGCUCACUCUGCUGAAGCGGUCAUCGUCCACAAUGAAGCUUCCGUUGUCGCUGCUGCUCCUCAGCUACUUGGCUUCUGCAUCGUUGUCGUCCCCCACAAAUCAAGUGAGAUGGUGUGUCAAGUCCGAAAAAGAGUACAGGAAAUGCUUGGACCUGGUUACCAAGGCACCAGUCUUCUCCUGCGUGAGUGAACUCAACUCCUUGGCCUGCAUUGAAGCCAUUAACGAGGGUAAAGCAGAUGCAAUUACAUUAGAUGGAGGAGACAUAUACACAGCUGGACUGGAACACUACAAACUCCAUCCCAUUAUUGCAGAGCAUUAUGGCGACUCAUCAGAAGGCUGCUACUAUGCCGUGGCUGUGGUUAAGAAGGGCUCCGGUUUCGGCAUCAGAGACCUCCGUCACAAGAGAUCCUGUCACACUGGUCUGAGAAAAUCUGCCGGCUGGGACAUUCCAAUUGGAACACUCCUCCAGUUGGGUAUAAUGCAGUGGGGAGGCAUUGAUGACUCGCCUAUUGAGUAUGUGGUGGGUGAGUUCUUCUCUUCGAGCUGUGUCCCUGGAGCGCAAAGAAACUCCUCACUAUGUAGAAACUGCAAGGGAGACUGCUCACGGUCCCACAAUGAACCUUACUAUGACUAUGGCGGUGCUUUCCAAUGCCUGGUAGACAACGCUGGAGAUGUGGCAUUCGUCAAACAUCUUACAGUACCAGAGGAAGAGAAGGCAAAGUAUGAGCUUCUGUGUAAGGACAACACCAGAGCAGCCAUUGACGACUACGAAAAAUGCAACUUGGCCAGGGUACCUGCUGACGCUGUGGUCACCCGCCAAGACAAGGACCUUGCCAAUCUGAUCUGGAACAGCCUCAUGGGAGUGCAGGGCUUCGAGCUGUUCUCCUCUAAAGCCUACGCACCUGAUAAGAAUCUGAUGUUCAAAGACUAUACUAAAAAGUUGGUCCGACUGCCUAAUAACACAGACUCCUUUGUGUAUCUGGGUGCCCAAUACAUGGCCAUCGUGCGUUCUUUGAACAAUGAGUUCACUACAUCCAAAUCAAAAACCAUGACAUGGUGUGCCGUGGGACACGAGGAGACCAAAAAAUGUGACACUUGGAGCCUCUACAGUCUCGCAAAGAAUAAAGAUAAAAUUGCAUGUGAGAGUGCCUCCACUGUGGAAGAGUGUCUUAAGAUGAUCAUGCGCAAAGAGGCAGAUGCAAUGGCAGUGGAUGGAGGAGAGGUGUAUGUCGCCGGGCUGUGCGGUCUGGUUCCAGCCAUGGUGGAGCAAUAUGAUGAAGAAAAGUGCAGUAUACCAGGUGCUUCAGAUUCUUCCUUCUACACUGUCGCGGUGGUCAGGAAGGGUUCCGGGGUGACCUGGGCCAACCUGAGACAGAAGAAGUCCUGCUACCCAGGUUAUGGCAGAAAUGUCGGCUGGAAUAUGCCCAUGGCUAUAAUCCAUAGGGAGACCGGUGACUGUGACUUCACCAAAUUUUUCAGCAGUGGCUGCGCCCCUGGAGCGCCGGCAGGUUCCCCCUUCUGCUCUCAGUGCGUGGGAAAUGGCAAACCUGUGGACAACCCGGCCUGGUGUAAAGCCAGCACAGAGGAGUUUUACUACGGAUACGCCGGAGCCUUCAGAUGUCUUGUUGAUGGUGCUGGGGACGUAGCCUUCAUUAAACACACAACUGUUGAAGAAAACACCAACGGAAAGGGGGCAGAUUGGACUAAAGACAUCCAGAGUAGUGACUACGAGCUGAUUUGCCCCGAACAAAGCGGUUCGGUGCCAAUCACGGAGUUUACAUCUUGCCGCAUGGGGAUCACCCCAGCACACGCUGUGGUGACCCGUCCUGAGACUCGUGAUGAUGUUGUCAGUGUUCUCCUGAAUCAGCAGGGCGUGUUCGGCAGAGAUGUCAGCAAUUCCUUUUUCACAAUGUUCGAAUCCAGGCCUUAUAAGAACCUCCUCUUCCAAGACUCCACCAAAUGUCUCCAGGAAAUACCAAAAGGGACAGACUUUAAGGGCUUCUUGAAAAUCAAUUACAUGGAUACCAUAGCCUCUCUGAGCGAGUGCAACGACAUCAUUCCAGAUCUGGAGAAACUUUGCACAUUCCACACCUGUCAGUAGAGAAACUAGAUGGCGCCUUCUUGUUUUCCACCAUACAUACUGACAUUUUCCCUCUGAUGUUAAUACAGUAUGUAUUACAACCUAAACCUUUACGUGACCAUUACUUUAUAACAUGCAUCUCUUCUCAAAUAAAGCCUUUUCAAGCGCA
Messenger RNA from Corythoichthys intestinalis (scribbled pipefish), 2841 nucleotides. RefSeq names its product serotransferrin-like. NCBI's taxonomy places the organism in Eukaryota, Metazoa, Chordata, Actinopteri, Syngnathiformes, Syngnathidae. The record is from RefSeq and is a predicted model, not a curated record. The coding region runs from base 624 to 2693 and encodes 689 amino acids. The transcript has 17 exons. Gene Ontology annotation, cellular component: recycling endosome; extracellular region; plasma membrane. Gene Ontology annotation, biological process: antibacterial humoral response; iron ion transport.